Messenger RNA from Dama dama (fallow deer), 1422 nucleotides. RefSeq names its product WD repeat domain phosphoinositide-interacting protein 4-like. The transcript has a single exon. Bases 130 to 1041 code for a protein of 303 amino acids. Gene Ontology annotation, cellular component: cytosol; extrinsic component of membrane; phagophore assembly site membrane. The record is from RefSeq and is a predicted model, not a curated record. NCBI's taxonomy places the organism in Eukaryota, Metazoa, Chordata, Mammalia, Artiodactyla, Cervidae. Gene Ontology annotation, molecular function: phosphatidylinositol-3,5-bisphosphate binding; phosphatidylinositol-3-phosphate binding; protein binding. Gene Ontology annotation, biological process: nucleophagy; protein lipidation; autophagy of mitochondrion.
GUGAGGCCUGAUGUAAACACCAGAGCAGGGCGUCAAGGCCCGGGAGGUCAGAAAGCCGGGCCGCGGGCGGCACCGAGAACUGGAGCUGGGAUCGGGGACGCACAGUGUUCAGGGAAGUAAUCCUGGACCAUGACUCAGCAGCCACUUCGAGGUGUGACCAGUCUGCGUUUCAACCAAGACCAAAGCUGCUUUUGCUGCGCUAUGGAGACAGGUGUGCGCAUCUACAACGUGGAGCCAUUGAUGGAGAAGGGGCAUCUGGACCAUGAGCAGGUGGGCAGCAUGGGCCUGGUGGAAAUGCUGCACCGCUCCAACCUGUUGGCCCUGGUGGGCGGUGGUAGCAGCCCCAAGUUCUCAGAGAUCUCAGUGCUGAUCUGGGACGAUGCCCGGGAGGGCAAGGACUCCAAGGACAAGCUGGUGCUGGAGUUCACCUUCACCAAGCCAGUGCUGGCUGUGCGCAUGCGCCAUGACAAAAUCGUGAUCGUGCUGAAGAACCGCAUCUAUGUAUACUCCUUCCCUGACAAUCCCCGAAAGCUGUUUGAAUUUGACACCCGGGACAACCCCAAGGGGCUCUGUGACCUCUGCCCCAGCCUGGAGAAACAACUGCUAGUGUUUCCAGGACACAAGUGCGGGAGCCUACAACUUAUGGACCUGGCAAGCACAAAGCCUGGCACUUCAUCUGCUCCAUUUACCAUCAAUGCACAUCAGAGUGACGUGGCCUGUGUGUCUCUGAACCAGCCAGGCACGGUAGUGGCCUCGGCCUCUCAGAAGGGCACACUUAUUCGCCUUUUUGACACACAGUCCAAGGAGAAACUGGUGGAAUUGCGUCGAGGCACCGACCCUGCCACCCUCUACUGCAUCAACUUUAGCCAUGAUUCCUCCUUCCUGUGUGCAUCCAGUGAUAAGGGCACAGUCCAUAUCUUUGCUCUCAAGGAUACCCGCCUCAACCGCCGUUCUGCCCAUCUGUGUAGAUGGGACCUUCCACAAAUAUGUCUUCACUCCGGAUGGAAACUGCAACCGAGAGGCUUUCGACGUGUACCUUGACAUCUGUGAUGAUGAUGACUUUUAAGGACCCUGUGGGUUGUGCUAGGGACCUUCAAUGGCAGAUUGCAAAGCCUGUGUGGGGGUGGGAGUGCUGUGGAAGCGCCACCCAGGAUACAUUAAUGGAGCGGGUGCCCACUUUGCACUCUUAAGAGCAAUGCCCAAACAGCUCAGUUGCCCCAAGCACUUCCUGAUGACUGUGUGCCUGCAGGGCCAGGCCAGGGACCCAGGGAGACAGUGGACCCCCUGGAGCUCCCAGCCUGAAGAAAACUAUGGACCCAGAGUGGGUACCCUAAUCAAACCUGUGGGGAUUUUUAAAAAACUUCCCAGAAAGAGAUGCUCUCUGAUGUGAUGAAUAUAAAUAAAAGGCCCUUAAUAGUAAAA